AUGAGGUUUAUGAAUUGGUACUAUGCUUGGUGGUGGAUAUCUGCGAGUUAUAUCGAACUGUUGAUCUACUCAGAAGUACUAAUCGUGGACAAACUCACUGUCAAGAUCAUGUCGUGCGCCUGCAAAAUGGCUGACAUCUUGGACGAAAGAGUUUCAUUGGUUGAAGACAUUUUUAAACGAAGACAACCUCUACCUUCAUUGGAUGCCAUUUACUUCAUCCAGCCUACUAAAGAGAAGGAAUUUGUUUUCUUAAGUUCUCCAGUUUCUAAGGAGCUGGUUGGUCACAUCAAGAAAGAUUUGAGUGUAUUGCCUCGGAUUGGAGCAUUAAGAGAGAGAUGGUGGCGAGCUUUCAACGAGGGAUUUGUUGAAGAUGGCUCAAGCAUUGAACAAAUAGACAAGCUCUCUCUCCAUGUAGAGAUUGCUAGGAAAAUCAACGACCUUAUCAGAGAGCAGGGACUUCGGGAGAUUGGACAACUUGAACAAGACCUUGUCUUUGGUGAUGCUGGGAUGAAGGAUGUAAUUAAAUUUUUGAGUACCGUCGAUGCCAAAAAGAAUACCCCGGGAGGUUUCACCUUGAAGUUUGAUCUUCACAAGAAGACACGAGCUGUCAGGAAAGAGCGUCAAGAGGAAGCAGCAUGGCAGUUAUCUAGAUUCUACCCCAUGAUUGAGGAACUCGUAGAGAAACUUGGCAAGGGAGAAUUGCCAAAAGAGGAUUACCCAUGUAUGAACGACCCAAGCCCAAGUUUCGACGGAUCAACGUCACAUUCUUCAUCAGCAAGUAGUAGUCAAGGUCAAGCUGGUCAGUCCAUGAGAUCAAGACGCACUCCAACGUGGGCUAAAUCACGAGGCUCAGAUGAUGGAUAUUCAAGGUAA
Eruca vesicaria subsp. sativa (arugula) is the source of this 873-nucleotide messenger RNA. The record is from the annotation of a GenBank genome assembly. NCBI's taxonomy places the organism in Eukaryota, Viridiplantae, Streptophyta, Magnoliopsida, Brassicales, Brassicaceae.